AUGAGGUGUGUUUGCUUCAGACUAAAGCUUUAUAUGCAGAUUAUUUGAUUGAUGUUCAUGCAUCAUGCAUGUAGCAGCAAAACCAAGAUUUGCGAGAUUUAUUAACAGUGAUCUUCAUCUCAAUGUCAGUGUAAAUCUGAAGGGAAGCUGUGUCUUUCAGGGCUAAAUGACUUGAUUUCAAUAAUCAACAUAGGCUAUCUAUCUUCUCCAUCUUGUGUGUGUUUGCGUGCACCUGCACAUGCAUGUGUGCACGUGUGUGUGUGUGUGUGUGUGUUCCAUGUCUCAUGGAUGCAGAGCGAGCCUGUGUGUGUGAGAGACCCUGAGCAGCAGGGCCAGAUCUCCUGACAUCAUUGAAGAUGACAUAUCAGAUUACUCCAAGGACUGGAAUUUGUCCUUGUCCAUGAUUUAGUACAAUUGUUGAAUCCUUCUGCAUUCUUGUCAAAUUCAGCUUUGUGGUUUAUUAUAGAUGAACAAUUUGUUUCUGUUUUCUUUGCGGGGCACACUGUAGAGUUUGUCAGUUUGCCUUUAUUCAAUCUUUUAAAUUGAUAUAACGAUUGUGAUGCAACGCCUGUGUUACAUAGUUUAUAAAGAUAGGUCUGAUGCUUAUAACAGAUAGAUGGUAGGUUUGCUAAAGACAGGAUAAUGGAAGGAGUGAAAGGGACAAGUCUACUGUAUCGCUAAAUCCUAGUAUUGAUAGUGAUAAGUAUUUUAAGAAGUAUUUUUCAUUACAGUUCUACUGUGUAGUUAACACUGUGAAAAUUAGUCCAGACUUAGUUAUGACAUUUAGUCUAGAUCUUAUACAGAGGGAAUAGCACAUUAGCAAGAGCACAUUUCUCAGUUCCUCUUCUGGUAAUCUAUAGGUGGACAUCUCCUGGAUUCAGUCUGGGACAGCACAUGGUGGACUUGGAGAGACAUGUCCCCCUUAUAGGAAUAAACAUCAGUUAACCACGUUCCAGUCUCCAGCCAUAACAUCAUUCUCAGUUCAGACAGAGGCAUCCUCAGAAUAGCCCUUCUCUAUAUGUCUCUGCCCCAUCUCAUCCCAGACCCCUCAUGAUGUGUUGGCCUGAAGUGUCCUCCCGACUGCCCCAACCACCAUAAACACAACACUUACCCCAAAUGCCUGGGAUGGUUGGGAUAGCUGAUUGAAACACCAUGUGUUGGUUACAGUGGGUGAGUUAUGUCUGUGGCUAAUGUGAGGUGUGGUGGAUAUGUGUGUGUGUGUGUGUGUGUGUGUGUGUGAUAACUGACCCUAGUUUUGUGUAGUCCUCCCAGGUCAAUGCUGUGUCUAGUUGCCAAGGGCAACACCUCCGUCUGAGAGUCUGUCUGGUUAUUUCUGACUACUGAAGAGACUGAAGACGUAUGUUUGUUUGUGUGUCGUGGUGUCGUGGGUAGGCCUAGUUCGUGAGGGCUUGCUUGCCGAAACACUUUAUCUUGGUUGCUUUGAAUUUUGAUAUCCAAUUUUUGCACUUGAUGACUGUUAUUUGUGUAUUAAUGAACAUAUAAUAAUUGUAAUAGGUGGGUCAGGCCACACAGAGUGAGAGGGAGACAGCACAACCAGGCCAUACAGUCACUAUUUGUGUUUGGCUGCUGAGCUGACAGUUAGAGGGAACACUCCUGUGUGAAGUGGAAGGUUUACACCAAGAGGCUAGACAGUGUGUGUAUUAACAAGAACUUGCAUACCCCUUCGCACUCCUUCCUCUUUCCUCUCUCUGUCUCUCUUCACUCUUUUUCUCUCUCUCAGACACACUUGCACACACACACGCACGCACGCACGCACGCACACGCACGCACACACACACACACACACACACACACACACACACACACACACACACACACACACACACACACACACACACACACACACACACACACACACACUCUCUGCCCCCCCACCCCCUCAUCUCCCAUCCCUCUCUCCUCUCAUCUUUAUCUCUCUCCAUCUCUUCAUCCCUCUCUCCUCUCAUCUUUAUCUCUCUCCAUCUCUUUAUUCCUCUCUCCAUCCACUCCUUCCUUUAUAGCCAGCGACUCAAUUGAGUGGGGGCUAAUGGAGGCCCCGUCCAGGCCCUGCUGAUAAAUAAUGUAACUUCUUUAUAAUGCCUGGUCUCUGGGGAGAGAGCAGAGAGCAUCAUUACUGGCUCCUCAUCCUACAGCCCCGGCCCCUAAAUUGAUUAACAGCACUGACCGAAGCAGCUAGCGCAAAAUGAUCAAUGGGGUUGGUAGGGAUUGGUUGCUUGCAGCUAGCGCAGGCUCGGAACGGCACAGGUCAGGCUAACAGGCCUUGUCAAUGACACGUGAUCAUGGGCUAACCUAUUAGAUCCCACUGACUCCCAUUAAUUCUGCCUGGCUAUGCUAACUACUCACUAACGGGUUAGCGUUAGCGGCGGUUAGCUCGCUAACCCAAUACAGGCUGAAUGAAUGGCAGGCAAGGGCGGUAGAUAGAUAGCGCUGCCCGGGCACUUUUAUGGAGCUCUUGUGUAAAUGGCGGUGUGUGUUUCAGCUUAAAUGGGCAGGGGGGGGGGGGGGGUAAGAGUGGAACCUGUCCGCUUCAGAUAUUUGUGUGAUGCUUCAUUGGACCCUACUUGUGUAAGAGAGAAGCGUAAGUCUGCGUCCCAAAUGGCACCCUAUCCUCUGUAUAUGACACUACUUUUGACCCAUAGGGCCCAUAGCACUAUGUGCACUAUGUAGGGAAUACGGUGCCAUUUGGAACACACCCUAAGUAUGUGUUGGGUAAGAGAGGUUAGAGAAGGGGACGGCACGAAGAAGAUGUUUGGGAGGUUUAGGGAAGAGAGAAAAGUGUAGGUCAGGCUUAUCUUUAGGAGGGGGAUCAGAUAUCAGAUUAUUACUGAUCUACUGGGUCACCUGUAGUAACCAACAACCAUUGAUCAAAUAAUGACUUGUAGUAACCAUUUAUCCGAAAAUGACUGAUCUAGUUAUUGUGCCUGAUGACUAAUAAGGUGAUACUGAAACCAUCUAAUGGUUUACUUCAGGUGACAGAUCUUCUGGAGGGAAUCAGAUGUAGAAGAGGUGGCAUUAGAGAACAACACCUUACCCAUCACAUUACUUUUGGUUUCUCAUUUACAUUUUUCCCUGUUCUCCUGUUCUCAGAACAUUCUGUAUAAAGCUAAUGUAAUAGGGGUGUAACGAUUCGUUUUAACAACGAUUCGAUUUGUAUCACGAUUCGUGGUUGUCGAUACGAUUCAAGGACGAUAUUGGUUCAUUUAGAACGAUACGAUCCGAAACGAUUCAGUGACUUGAAAUCGAUUCAGUAACCUUUUAGCCAAAAAUUCAACCAGUGUGACUGAAAUAAAUACCUGGAUACUGGACAGUGCAGGUGAAGUUUCCUAGAUUCCUGUUUCUUGUAAGGUAAUGGUGGCUUGAUAAUUUCUCGCUCGUCGGCUUCUCCUCUGUCGUCCGCCAUGCUAUGUUUUGUUGUCUUGGCGCCUUUGCGCUGCUGCUGGCGCGAUGACGUCACGGAUAGGCAGACUGAAUCGAGUAAUGUUUAAAGCCUUUAUCAUUAAAAGUGCUAAGAAAAAACAUCCAUAUAAACAGGGGUGCACAUACCUUUUUCAGUGAGUUACUCAGGUGAGUACCAGCAGAUGGUGUCUGGUACUCACCCCAUAUGUAGCGUGGUCUUAAUAAGUACAGUCUUCCUCACUGUCCUCUUCAGUGUCGCCCCCCACUGUCCUCUGCUUCAGCUUCCUGCAUGGUAGAUGAAGAUGCUGCAGAUACACCUCCCUGUCCUUGGUUGAGCCUCCGAUUAGCUGUCUCCAUCCACAGGUCAACAGCAAGCUUUGGGUCAAAUGUCUCUGUGGUCUGCUUUGACAGGUGAAUGUGCAUCAGGGCUGAGAGACGAGCAUGUGACAGACAAGAUCUGUACUUGGUUUUUAUUAUGUUGAGAUGUGAGAAUCCCCUCUCACAAGCUGCACUGCUUAAAGGCAGUGUAAGAGACAGCUUAACCACCUUGUUGAUGUUGGAAUAAGCAUCUGGGUUACUUGUACUUACUAUUUGGACCAAGUCAUACACAGAAGAGGCUCCCAGGCGUUUUCCUGCCUGCUUUAAGCGCAUCCAUUCUGUCACAGUGGUAUCUUUGUCAAGUUGCAAGGUGGCCUCAUAUUUCUUGAGAAUGCUGCAAACUGUUGUGUUUCCAAAACUGUGGAGGUCUUGCAUUUCCUGAGGCCAUGUUGAAGGAUCAAAUACUAAGAAAUGAUCACAUGACUUGAGGGAGUCAUAUCUGAUUUCAAACUCUUCAAUUAACCCCCUGAGUAAGUGUGUCUUGUCUCUGUCAGCAUCAGCAUUGGAAACAGUGUGUGCCCUGUGGCUUUCACCAUCAAGCAGAAGUGUGAACUGUCCAAUGGCCACCAUGAGUUCAUCCUUACAUUCUCCAAUGGUCAGCUUUUCCUUCUGAAACCUAAUGGAUGUGGUCUUCAAAAUGUUGCAAAUGUCAAGCAUGUUUGACAGAAAGCACUGAAAACGCUCUGUGCAGAUAUGCUGCAAGUCACUUAUCACUCGUAACCAGUUGCAUUUUAAUGGCUGGCAAUAGUCUUGAUAUUUUUAACAGUGUUUCAUGCCUCCAUGCAGACCAUCUGGUAUUAUGAAACUUACCCAGUUCCACAAAGGAGAUCUUAUUUUCUUCACAUAGCUUUAUUCAGUGCAGCAGUUUUUUUUGCUCCACCUUUUUGUAAAUAAAACUGCAGCAGCUUGACCACAGAGCGAUGAAAUGUCUCACAGUAAGGAACGUUGCGAUCAGCUGAUUUCGCGCAAUUCUCCAGUGUGUGUGCGGUGCACAGAAUGUGCACAAGGGAGUCUCCAACCGCAGCAUGUUGCCGGAGUUUUGGCACAACGCCGUUGUAGAUACCUACGUUGACAGCAGCCCCGUCUGUGCACACAGCGACCAACUUUGUUGUCCAGUCAUCCAAGCCUGUGUCCUGGAAAAGUCUCACAAGUCCGUCUGUUAUGGCCUGUGCGGUUCGGUCAGCACCCAAUUCAAUCAGUCCAAUAAAGUCCGAAGUAAACUCUCCGUUGCUGGACACAGACACAAUGUAAACUAUUUCCUGCUCAGUUUUUGUGAUGUCCUCAGAUCCAUCAAAAAGCAGCCCCCAAAAUUCAGCAGACUGCAACUUGGCUCGUAACUCCCCGCUGAUGGUGUGAGCGAUGCUCUGCAUGAUCCGUGUGCCCCCUUCACGUGAAUGAUAUGCACCUCCGACAUUUACUCCUAGCCGCUUCAGUAAAGGAACAUCCUCAGAAUAGGAAGACAUGGGACGUGCGUGUUUAGCUUUAUGGAAAGAGAAAAAUAUUAAACAGAGCUUGCCGCUGUUCUUCAUUCAGCUUGUCUCGCCAUCUGGCAAGUGGGCGACUGGACAUUUAUUCUCGGCUAGCUUUUAGCAAUGGCUUGCGCCACAUUCAUGUGCUCCUUGCUCUUUUCAUGUUUGUCAAAUAAAGGAUGGUUGAAAUUCUUUGGGCCUUUAUAAAAUGCACCUGUUUUGUCUGCUAGAUGUGGAUUUGAGCGGCAAAUCUUGCACCACAUUUCAGUGCGCUCAUCGUUAGCUUCAAGCCACUGCACAUCUUGGAGCCACUUUUCCGAAAAAAGUAUUUUCUUCGGCUCUGGCUCCAGUUGGCGUUUCUUUGUAGGUGGCGAAACGCCAAAGAAGCUGCUUAAUGUCUGUUGCUUUUUGGACAUCCCUGACAGUAGUUGACAAGCAACAUGUCAUGUGUAAGGUUAGAUGAGAAGAUCGGUCAAGUACGCAAAGGCGCGUAGUAACACAAGUGGCAUUACGCCAUUCCUGAGUUUUUGUCGCGCUUGCGUAUCUGCGUACCAGUUAUGUGCACCCCUGCAUAUAAAGUCUGACGUGCUUAAAUCCAAUGGGUUUAUUUCCUAGUAGUCGAUACAAUCGAUUUAUUAACAUUUUAAAACGAUGUUUAGAUCGAUAAUGUUGCUCCAAACGGCCAACUCGCCGGCAAGAUCGAUGUGUUGGAUCAUGGAACGACUCGUGUAGAGAGAACGUUUACCCAUCGUAGAUUAAUCCAGAUACACCCUAAGUAUGUGUUGGGUAAGAGAGGCUAGAGAAGGGGUAGCAGGUAGCUUAGUGGUUAAGAGCGUUGUGCCAGUAACCGAAAGGUCGCUGGUUCUAAUCCCGAGCCGACUAGGUGAACAAUCUGUCGAUGUGCCCUUGAGCAAGGCACUUAACCCUAAUUGCUCCUGUAAGUUGCUCUGGAUAAGAGCGUCUGCUAAAUGACUAAAAAUGUAAAUGUAAAGAAGGGGACGGCACGAAGAAGAUGUUUGGGAGGUUAAUGUGAUUUAGGGAAGAGAGAAAAGUGUAGGUCAGGCUUAUCUUUAGGAGGGGGAUCAGAUAUCAGAUUAUUACUGAUCUACUGGGUCACCUAUUAUUGAUCAAAUAAUGACUUGUAGUAACCAUUUAUCCGAAAAUGACUGAUCUAGUUAUUGUGCCUGAUGACGAAUAAGGUGAUACUGAAACCAUCUAAUGGUUUACUUCAGGUGACAGAUCUUCUGGAGGGAAUCAGAUGUAGAAGAGGUUCCAACAACACCUUACCCAUCACAUUACUUUUGGUUUCUCAUUUACAUUUUUCCCUGUUCUCCUGUUCUCAGAACAUUCUGUAUAAAGCUAAUUUAAGAUUAUCAGAGUAGCCCAAACUGUCCCCCAUUCUAUACAGUCCAGAGUAGGGCAAACACCGGCCCCAUUCUAUACAGUCCAGAGUAGGGCAAACACCGGCCCCAUUCUAUACAGUCCAGAGUAGGGCAAACACCGGCCCCAUUCUAUACAGUCCAGAGUAGGGCAAACACCGGCCCCAUUCUAUACAGUCCAGAGUAGGGCAAACACCGGCCCCAUUCUAUUUUGACUGGUCCACAGACAACCCCAAAUGAGCAUUGUCUGUCUCAAGCAUCAAUACAAUCCCAUUUUGACCUUUUAUAUAACUUUGGUCAAACAGUGGCCAUAUAUUGGUCAUACGUUAUAGAUCCUCCUCAGGUUGGAGAUUAGUAGAUUCUAAUGAUGGCAAUUGACGAAUGAAACGUCAUGUUUUUUUACUGAAAUAGCUAAAUAAAACAUACCAUUUUUAACUGUGAGCGAAAGUCACACCUAUUCCCUUCAGAUUCUCAGAUUUGGAAAUACCCAAGUAGAGUCUGGACUGGAGAGAUCUAGAAGAUCUAAUCCAAGUGUAUGAUGUUGUUGACAGUAGGUGAUUGUGGAGAGAGGUCUGACUGUCCAGAUGUUCCAGUUACAGUCUAUCGCGCUCUACUUUCCUGGAAUCCUCCAUCUGAAUUGGAUUACAAGUUGUUUUUUUGCAGCUGGUCUGGAGCAUGUGGUGUGAUGGUCUGUCGAUGACUGACUGUCUGACUGACUGUCUGAGUGACUGCCUAACUAUCUGACUGUCUGACUGACUGACUGACUGACUGAGUGUAUGUCUGACUGACUGACUGUCUGAGUGACUGACUAACUAUCUGACUGUCUGACUGACUGACUGAGUGUAUGUCUGACUGACUGACUGUCUGAGUGACUGCCUAACUAUCUGACUGUCUGACUGACUGACUGAGUGACUGCCUAACUAUCUGACUGUCUGACUGACUGUCUGAGUGUAUGUCUGACUGACUGACUGAGUGUAUGUCUGACUGACUGACUGUCUGAGUGACUGCCUAACUAUCUGACUGUCUGACUGACUGACUGAGUGACUGCCUAACUAUCUGACUGUCUGACUGACUGUCUGAGUGUAUGUCUGACUGACUGACUGACUGAGUGUAUGUCUGACUGACUGACUGUCUGAGUGACUGCCUAACUAUCUGACUGUCUGACUGACUGACUGAGUGUAUGUCUGACUGACUGACUGUCUGAGUGACUGACUAACUGUCUGACUGUCUGACUGACUGACUGAGUGUAUGUCUGACUGACUGACUGUCUGAGUGACUGACUAACUGUCUGACUGACUGUUUGACUGUCUGACUGACCCAUCAAAGCAGGAUUGUGUUUGAGAUUGACAGACAAGAGCUGCCUUUUGUCUUGAGGUGUGUAUCAUUGCUUCUUUUGACCUUUCUCUCCUUCUCUGUUCAUGGAAAGGGAAUCUCAUCCCAGAAUGGUGGGAAAACCAGUAAGAGAGAGAAUGGUUUAUUUCAAAUUCAAUAAGGCAACAUUACAUAGUAUCAAUGGCAGCUAAUGCUGAAUUAUUUGACACAAUUUGCAAAAGUCAUAAAUACACAAUAAAAUCUACAACUUAAACAUGCAUAUUUUCUUGAAAAAUGCUCUGGGUAACGUAUAUGUACACAGCACAGGAGGUUGGUAGCACCUUAAUUGGGGAGGACAUGCUCGUGGUAAUGGCUGGAACGGAAUUAGUGGAAUGGUAUCAAACACAUGGUUUCCAUGCGUUUGAUUCCAUUCCACUUGCUCCUUUCCAGCCAUUAUUAUGAGCCGUCCUCCCCUCAGCAGCCUCCACUGGUAUACAGAACACAUGUAAAGGUCAGGUAAAGGUCACAUAACAACACUGAGACAACGUUUUUACCCUCCCUUUCCAAUCCUAACCCUUCCCAUCCCCCUGUCCACCCAUGGAGAGGUCGUCAACCCUAUAGGAGAUGUGCUGCCCACCAUGAGAGAGAGAGAGAGAGAGAGCGAGAGAGAGAGAGAGAGAGAGAGAGAGAGAGGAAACAUAUGUCCUCUGUUCUUCAGUCCUCUGAAUGUUCUCAGAGACGGAGUGAUAGAUCCCAUAGCUACUUCCUCCCAUAUGGCUGAAACACAAUGCUGCUCCAAUGUGGCAUCAUGGGAGUGGGCCUGGCCCUGGUCAGCAGAAGGCCACACAGAGGAUAUCUGCCCUCAAACCCAGGUUUCCCUUGAAGUAGCUCAUCUCUCUCUCUCUCUCUCUCUCUCUCUCUCUCUCUCUCUCUCUCUCUCUCUCUCUCCUUUUCUCCCUCUCUCUCUCUCUCUCUCUCUCUCCCUCUCUCUCUCUCUCUCUCUCUCUCUCUCUCUCUCUCUCUCUCACACACGCACAUGAGCACGUGCACAUACACCAAAACACAUGCCUUCGCAUACACACCUCUCCCCUCCCCUUACGCCGCUUUUUAAAUUAGCAAAUGUGAUUGGGCGGCUAGGCUAAAUAUAGGAGGAGCUUUCAGCUUUCCUGUCAGCGUGGUUAGCAAUAGCAGGCCUCCAAUGACACCUCACCUUACCGCCAGACACACACACACACACACACCCUCCCAGCUGUUGUAAACAACACCUGUUCUCACAGAACGAUCACUGCCUGUUUGUCUCUAGUAGUAGUAGUACAGCAGCAGUAGUAGUGGUAGUAGUAGUAGCAAUAUAGUAGUAGUAGUAGUAGUAGUAGUAGUAGUAGUAGUAGUAGUAGUAGUAGUAGUAGUAGUAGUAGUAGUAGUAGUAGUAGUAGCAGCAGCAGUAAUAUUAGUAGUAGCAGGAGUAGUAGUAGUAGCAGGAGUAGUAGUAGUAGUAUUAGUAGUAGCAGUAGUAGUAGUAGUAGUAGUAGUAGUAGUAGUAGUAGUAGCAGGAGUAGUAGUAGUAGUAGUAGUAGCAAUAUAGUAGUAGUAGUAGUAGUAGUAGUAGUAGUAGUAGUAGUAGUAGUACUCGUAGCAGUAGAAGUACUACGUAGUAGUAGUAGUAGUAGCAGUAGUACUAGUAGUAGUAGAAGCAGCAGUAGUACUAGUAGUACUUGUAGCAGUAGUAGUAGCAGCAGUAGUAGCAGUAGUAGUACUAGUAGUAGUAGUAGCAGUAGUAGUAGUAGCAGUAGUAGUAGUAGUAGUAGUAGUAGUAGCAGCAGUAGUAGCAGUAGUAUUAGCAGUUGUAGUAGUAGUAGCAGCAGCAGUAGUACUAGUAGCAGUAGUAGUAGUACUAGUAGUAGUAGCAGUAGUAGUAGUAGCAGCAGUAGUAGUAGUACUACUAUUAGCAGUAGUAGUAGUGGUACUAGUAGUAGUAGUAGUAGUAGUACUACUAGUAGUAGUAGCAGUAGUAGUAGUACUAGUAGCAGUAGUAGUAGUACUAUUAGCAGUAGUAGUAGUAGUAGUAGUAGUAGCAGCAGCAGCAGCAGCAGCAGUAGCAGUAGCAGUAGCAGUAGCAGUAGUAGUAGUAGCAGCAGCAGUAGCAGCAGUAGUAGUGGUAGUAGCAGUAGCAACAGUAGUAGUAGUAGUAGAAGUAGUUGCAGUAGUAGUAGUAGUAGUAGCAGUAAUAUAGUAGUAGUAGUAGCAGUAGUAGCAGUAGUAGUAGUAGUAGUAGUAGCAGCAGUAAUAUAUUAGUAGUAGUAGUAGCAGUAGUAGUAGUAGCAGUAGUAAUAGUAUGCCACACAUACAGUAGCACAUACAGAGAGACAUGGCUAUCACAAUGGUUAAAAAUAACCCUCUGCGUUGUGUGAAAGGCGAAGAUCGCAGACUGGUGAAAAAAGAGAGGAAGGUUGAUUAUGUUUUUGUUUCUGGUAAUAGGAAAUCUAAUCUGUUGCUGUAUUUAAUGUCACAGAGCUAGCCUAGUCUCUGACUCAGUGGUAAUACAAAUAUGAUAUUUGUGUGUGUGUGUGUGUGUGUAUUUUUGUCGUGGUGGAUAGAUAUAUAAUGUUUACAAUGAAAUGGAUGCACAAUAAAGCAGAGAUUUAUGUGGGUACCUGAAAAGUGAGUAGGCUACACUAUCCUCAACCGAAAUGCUACUUGCUUCCAUCACUGCUGAUAUCUUCAGAAGGAGUAUGAACUAUUGAGUCCCUGGUCUCUUAUUUCCACUCCAGAAGGAGAAAGUGGGCUCGUUUCUCCUGGUGAAUUGGUGUCGGAGGACCUCAGUGAAUGGGGCACAUUUAUCCUGAAUUUCACCAUGCAUUUCCUCUUUUAUUGGCCUGGAUGUCGCUAGCUGAUUCCUGCACUUAAAGCUGUUUGUUGCUGGGUGUUUUAUAGAACAUAUAGUCAAUAAAGUUCUGUUUACUUUCAUUUUCGGCCAAAUUGUAGCUUAACAAUUCUGCUUCGUUGGUCCAAUUCUAUUUAUGUUUUAUGUGUAUUUUCUUGAUCAACUAAAUCAUUUGGAUAAUGAAUGUUAUUGGAUAAUGCAGAUAAUUCUAUGUAACUGCCCCCAUUGAUAUGGCAGAGUUCUAUGAUCUAAUGUCCUUUCUAGCAUACUUCCAAGAAUGCAUGCCCAAUACAUGAUUUCAUUCUACGUAGUUUGCUAGUGUUGAUAUUGAAACAGAGAUCUCUCUGAGUGACAUUUGAGAGUGGUUAUGUGACGGUAACAGGGCCUUGUGUACAGGAAGUUAUCUGGAGAAUGGCUGCUGACUGUAGUGGGACGGUGUUCAUUGUCACCCCACUGCUGUCAAUUCCCAGAAGUCAUGACACAGUGACAUCAUUGGCCCUCUCUCCUUGCCAAUGUUGUUCUGCUAAUAGACUGCAUCACUCCGUUUCCUUUGGAGGGUUGCUAGUUGCUUUCCAGGCAGGAUUAGUGGGAACACUGAUAUCUCUUCCUUCAACUGUCCACUUGAAGGGAAUCUGUUGAAGUCUGUCUGUCUAUGUUAGAAGUGUUAUGGAUCUCGUUAGCGUUGGUUUAAUCUUCUCCUCCAUCUUCCUCCUCCUAGGUAUCCUGUUCAGAAGUUCUGUCCUGAAGCUUUGAGGACCGAGGACUACCCAGCAACCCUGCCAUCUCAAUCAGUGUCACCCCCCAAAAAAAGAACAGCAGCUUUUAACCUCCAACUUUUUCCUUCACCAAGUGGACUAUCUCUGUAUUGUAAAACCCACCCCUGCACACUCACGUGUAACGUCCCAACAACGCCACGGUCGCAAGAGGCGACAGACACGAACGUCACCAUGAACGUCACGUCUCUGUUCUCCUUCACCAGCCCGGCCGUCAAGCGCCUCCUCGGCUGGAAACAGGGAGACGAAGAGGAAAAAUGGGCGGAGAAAGCCGUAGACGCGUUGGUGAAGAAACUGAAGAAGAAGAAGGGAGCGAUGGAGGAGUUGGAGAGGGCUCUGAGCUGCCCGGGUCAGCCCAGUAACUGUGUCACCAUCCCUCGCUCCCUGGACGGAAGACUUCAGGUGUCCCACAGGAAGGGCUUACCCCAUGUGAUCUACUGCAGGGUGUGGAGGUGGCCCUGACCUGCAGUCUCAUCAUGAGCUCAAGGCUCUGGAGUGCUGUGAGUACCCGUUUGGCGCCAAGCAGAAGGACGUCUGUAUCAACCCGUACCAUUACAAGAGAGUGGACAGUCCAGGUGAGUGGGGGGGGGGGGGGGACAUUGAAGCACUAGAGGGUUUUUAUGUUGUGCUGAAAAGUCAACGUAAAAUUAUCAUCAGGGAUGAUAUGCUUUUUUAUUAUGUUUUGUGUAAAUAUAUCUAAUGUUUUUCCACUAGAUCUUUCCAGCCUAAUUCCCAUUUACUGUAUGUUUGAUUUAUGAUACCCUUUCAAAAUGUGUUGUGAUAGUCCAUACUUUUCCUAUGAACCUUCACAUCGCUCUUGAACAUGAACCAUUCAUGGUGAACCAUACAAAUGACCCUAAACAUAACCCAUAACAUACCCACCCCAGCAGCCUGUUCCUCCCCUAUCAUCAGCCGUAUGUUCUCUCUUCUCUCGUCGUGGCUUUCCCCUUCCCAUGGUUUCCGCAGACGUUCACUUCUUUUUUCUCCCGUUCCCCCUUUCAUAUCCUCCCCAUGUCAGCCAGGUGCUCUAAUCUGUCUGAACUGAGACACAUGAGAAAAGAACCACCACCACAGACUAUUGAUAUGCCUCAGAAAUCUCAGCUGUGUGUGUGCUUGCGUGCGUGUACUGUAUUUAUGCGUGUGUGCGCGUGUGCCUGUAUGUGUGCGUGUGCAUGUGUAUGUAUGUGUGUGUGUGUGUGUGUGUGUGUGUGUGUGUGUGAAACCGAAAGAUAUUUGUUUCCCUAAUAGACAGGGGACAUCAAAUGUCCUCUUUUGUCUGUCUGCUAAGCAGAAGAUGAGGCCCAGCUGACUAGACAGAAACAGCUGUCCACAGGGUGCUACAGGAAGGGGGGCGAGUGUGUUUCAGUGUGUGUGUGUGUGUGUGUGUGUGUGUGUGUGUGUGUGUGUGUGUGUGUGUGUGUGUGUGUGUGUGUGUGUGUGUGUGUGUGUGUGUGUGUGUGUGUGUGUGUGUGUGUGUGUGUGUGUGUGUGUGUGUGUGUGUGUGUGUGUGCGUGCGUGUGUGUGUAACAGGAAAUUCCAGCCGGGGGAGAAUGAGGGCUUUGUUUUUGGCGUGCUCUGUGCGGCCGGUCGGGCCGGGGAACACACACACACACACACACACAGACACACACACACACACAUACACACACACACACACACGUGGUGUUUCUCUGAGGAAGAAGUGGACAGGAAGCCACACACAAUGGGAGGAAGGAGUGGAUGCCCGCCUCACACACUUGUUUUAACAACUGGGCUGUAGCACCUGUCUGUCCACACCUCCCCCCACCACCCACACACACACACCCACACACACACACAGACACACACAGACACACACACACACACACACACACAGACACACACACACACACACACACACACACCCCCACACACACACACACACACACACACACACACACACACACACACACACACACACACACACACACACACACACACACACAGACAGAGCUAUUCCCAAAGCAGUAACACCAGGAUAGAACAGAUAACAUGAAACGCCCUGACACUAGUCUUAUAUAGAACAAUAGCCAGGGUUCAGACUCAACCUUUUUUUAAACGUUCAAACUAAAUUUGUCAACAAAAUAUGCUGUAAUUAGAAUUUAAAACACAACUUUUGACCAGUAAUCUUUCUCAUUAUAGCAUUUUAUUGGGAAAGGGGAGACCUAGUCAGUUGCACAACUGAAUGCAUUCAACCGAAAUGUGUCUUUCGCUUUUAUCCCAACCCCUCUGAAUCAGAGAGGUGUGGGGGGCUGCAUUAAUUGACAUAAUCAGCACCUGGGGAGCAGUUGUUGUUGGGGGUUAACUAACUGCCUUGCUCAAGGGCAGAACGGCAGAUUUUUUCACCUUGCCAGCUUGGAGAUUUGAACCAGUGACCUUUCAGAUUACUAUCCCAACGCUCUUAACCGCUAGGCUACCUGCCACCAUUGACAACACUCUUAGUUCCACUAUUAGUUCAGUAUUAUUUAAUUAUAUAUUUAUUACCUAUUUAUGGAUAUCGGUGGAACAGAUCUCUAGUGGUUUAUAUCUGAUCUCAUACCUCUGAAUGGUCCUCACAUCACCAAUUAGCCACAAAUAUUUUCCCCCAAAUGAUAGAUUCUUCAUAAAGGGACUCACUCACCUCUGAGAUAUUUUCUCUGAACAGAAUGUCUGGUACAGAGGCCAAAAACUGCUGGCUAAACCAACACUCUGCAAGCUGCAAUUCCAAAAAUGCAGGGGCAUCUGCAAAUGUGCACAGCGAAUAGAGAGAGAGAGGGAGGAGGGAUAGAGAGAGAGACACAGAGAGAAAGAGAGAGGCUUUUUAUGAUGCUGUAAUUAAAGAACUCUGUCCAUCCUGGCUCUGUGUGUGUGUGUGUGUGUGUGUGUGUGUGUGUGUGUGUGUGUGUGUGUGUGUGUGUGUGUGUGUGUGUGUGUGUGUGUGUGUGUGUGCGCGCGCGCUAACUGGACUCAUGGGGCUUAGGGACACAAAGAGAGGGCUAACCCCUUACCCUCUCUACCCCCAAUACCCUUGCUAGCAGGGUCAGCCAUUGCACCAUAGCAGAUAUUCAACUAAAAAGGCUCUGGACAUCUCAAUGAAACUAAAUGAUAAAAAUAGGACUGCUGAGAGUUGUAAAGGCUAGAAUAUUUAAUGAUUGGAAUAUUGAUUAUAGAGAAGAGUGUAUUUGGAUGUGCCUUUCAUUCAAAAGGAAACUGGCCUCACCAAUUAUGAAUGUGUUAUAUAGUGUCUAUCUAUGCAAUGGUGCAACAGACCCGGCAGACAUUUUGUGCCGAAUUGGGCCAUAACAUACCAUUCAAAUCAGUAUAGAGAUACAGAAACUGACUGUAACUAACCUUGGGUCGUGUUCAUAAGAGAACACAACAGAAAACAUUUAAAACAUUUAACAGCAGAAAACAAACAUAUGUAUUUCUUAUUGGGCAAGUCCAGGUAGUCCCUCCCUGUUUCAGUCCGUUUUCUUCUGUUUCAUGCCAACUGAACAUGAACCUGAUGUCCUCUCUCCUUUCCCCUCUCCUUUCCCCUCUGUCUCAGUGCUGCCCCCGGUGUUGGUCCCGCGGAAUAGCGAGUUCAAUGCCAAACACAGCAUGCUACCACGCUUCCGCAACCCUCUGCACCAGAACGAGCCCCACAUGCCCCAGAACGCCACCUUCCCAGAGUCCUUCUCCCAGGCCAACACCCAGAUGAACUUCCCCCAGACACAGGCACACUCCCCUGGGGGGAACAGCUACCCCAGCUCCCCUGGUAGUGGCAGCAGUGCCACCUUCCCCCACUCCCCCACCAGCUCUGACCCAGGCAGCCCAUUCCAGAUGCCAGGUGAGACGCCAGGUCAGAUGCCAGGUACAAUUCACUAAUAACUUUAAUAACGUUUGGCGUGAUAACAAUGUAUUGAAUCAUGCCAUCACCCUCUUGGGUAUCUACACUGUGUACAAAACAUUAUGAACACCUUCCUAAUAGUGAGUUGCAGACCCUUUUUCUCAGAACAGAGUCAAUUGGUCGCGGCAUGGACUUUACAAGUUGUCACAAGCGUUCCACAGGGAUGCUGGCCCAUGUUGACUCCAAUGCUUCGCACAGUUGUGUCAAGUUGGCUGGAUGUUCUUUGGGUGGUGGACCAUUCUUGAUACACACGGGAAACUGUUAUGUGAAAAACCCAGCUGCAUUGCAGUUCUUGACACACUCAAACCGGUGUGCCUGGCACCUACUACCAUACCCUGUUCAAAGGCACUUCAAUAUUUUGUCUUGCCCAUUCACCCUCUGAAUGGCACACAUACACAAUCCAUGUCUCAACUGUCUCAAAAUCCUUCUUUAACCUGUCUCCUCCCCUUCAUCUACACUGAUUGAAGUGAAUUUAACAAGUGACAUGAAUAAGCUUCACCUCAUCAUAGAUCAUAGCUUUCACCUGGAUUCACCUGGUCAGUCUAUGUCAUGGAAAGAGCAGAUGUUCCUAAUGUUUUGUACACUCAGUGUAUAUGUGUGUGCUUGGCAAAUGGCCGGUCCAAUCUAAACAAUGGAAUAGGCUAAGCAGCAGUAGACUUACUGUAGGUGAUGACAGGAAGUAAAGGUCGUAUGACAGGAAUAUUCUGGUCGCUGUACUGUGUAGGUCAGCGUUUCCCAAACUCGGUCCUCGGGACCCCAAGGGGUGCACGUUUUUGUUUUUGCCAUAGCACUACACAGCUGAUUCAAAUUAUUAAAUCUUGUUGGUUAUUUGAAUCAGCUGUGUAGUGCUAGGGAGAAGAAGAAAAAAACUUGCCCCCCUUGGGGUCCCGAGGACCGAGUUUGGGAAACCCUGGUGUAGGUGAAGGUGUUUUUGUCAGCAUGUUGGAGUAAACCAAAGGCUCUAAAACAGAUAAAGCUGGUAAGUCAAUUUCAAUAUAGGGUGACAGUUGGAAGACUUCUUUCUCUCUGUUUUAACCCUCUCUCCCCAUCUCCUUGCCCUCCUCCAGAGACCCCCCCUCCAGCCUACAUGCCCCCAGAGGAGCGGAUGACUCAGGACUGCCCCCAGCCCAUGGACACCAACAUGAUGGUCCCUGCGUUGCCCCUGGAGAUCAGCAACAGGCCAGGUAAUCAGCUGUGACAUCACCCACUUAGAGCUGUCAGCGCCCCGCCUGCUCGUACUACAGGUGCAAGGGAUUUCUGGGAACACCAAGUACGCAACCAUGACACGCUCUGCUUUUUAUUUGUCGUGGUGAAUCAAGCCCAGUUUUAAUAGGCUAUGUAGUUGAAAAUAACACUUGAAAAGUAGUUGUGGUUGUUGGGGUUUGUGGAAGUGUUCAUUUAAGUUCUCAUGCAUGUUGUAAUGCUAGUAAGAAAAACGGAUGUAGGUGCUAAAUCCCUCUGUUAAAAUAAGGGGUGAUUAAUAUGAUGACUUUCAAAAUUGCACAUCAUGGGUUGGAAAAGAUUAGCUAGAAAACAAUUUCCUUCAUAUAUUCAAUUAAAAGAGAAUUAAAGGGGAAUUUUAUACGAUCAUUAAUGCAGGGUAAAAGGAAAAAUAGCAUUAACGCGUAUCCAUUUUCAGAAAAGCAGAGUAUCUCACACCAUUUUGAGGCAUUAGGUUUUAGAUUUUAGUAUGAAGAACACAAAAGCGUCAGUCUAUACAUGCAACCCUGAGGAAAGAUCAGAGAGUCUGCAAAUUAAAUUUGGUCUCAGAGCAGUUUUUACGAGGCCUUUUAAAAACCUCUGGCUGAUGUCAUCUCUGCCGAUGGUAAUUAACAGAAAGCUUGUUAAGAACUUGUUAAGAAUUGGCCUCACUAAUUACAUCCAAUUUUUUUUUAUCUGAAACACUUGUUUCAAAUAAAAAAACCUUGUUUGCUACCACCUACCUCAACUGUGGUUUAGUCAAUCGUUAGUUGCUGUGGAGAUCUGGCAUUCCUUCACAUCACACAUCUGAACAGUCAGUGCAUACACAAAAGCCAUGUACGCCACCAGUCAUGCAGGCUAUUUACAUGGCAAAAGAUAAUGUGUCAUGGGGGUGUUUGAUUUUUGAAGUCGAAGCAAUUUUAAAGUGUCUACAGUACCAAGUCUGUGGAUACUUUCAGCAGCCAAGGUAUUGGACAGAAUUGUACAAAGUGUUUACGCUAGCUAAAACCAGUAUUCCAAUCUCCCUACCAAUCUCCCUAUACAAUUGUUAUGCAUCCAGUCACAGUAGUAUCCCCACCCACACAGAUGAAUAUUGCAAUGGGUGUGGAGAAAUACUCCCUGGAAGUGGCGAUUGGGGAAUUUUCUGUCCUUCCCCAAGCUGCAUCCUGUGCAGUGUGCUAGUGGUAGGAGAGGUUUCCAUUGUGGGCCGAAAAGCAUAGACCAAACCCACCUGCUGGCCACUACUCUCAGCAGAGGAAGUUAGGGAGUAGUAUGCCGCUUGGAUAAACUCUCCCUCCCUCAGAGAGAGGAGGCCAGCUGGCAUAAAGCUCACCCAAGAUACUGGGAGAGGGCACCAGGCGGGCACUGGCUUGGUCUAUUGACUGACUGCUUGACUCAAUAAAUACUGAUCCCAGACCAGACUGCCUGCAGUCAGUGACAGUAUUUGAUCAAGACUGGCCCUGUCCAGACUGACCACAGUCAGUCUACUAGGGUUGGAUGGAUUUGUCAGCAUUGAUUUUCUGUUUCGGUUGUAUGCAAACAUGACCUAUAGCUUUCUGUGUACUUAGACUUACUUCACAUACCACACAUUUCAGACACAUUUUCCACGUUUGUCAUCAACAUACACAACACCAUUUUUUUCUCUAAUCCUAGUAAAGGAAGUUGGAGAUGAAAGCCUAACAUCUGCUAUAUCAAACUGCAGCUGAUAGUCAGACUAGACAGACAGACAGACAGACUUGAACUUUAUCAGAACACAGAACAAAAGGCCUGAUGCUCAUAAGCCACUCCAGUCAAUCUGCGCGUGCAUGCGCGUGCGUGUGUGUAUAAAUGUCUCACUGUGUGUGUGUGUGCGUGCCUGCGUGUGUGUCUGAUCAUACACACAUCUCACCCUUUCUGUGUGUGUUUGACAUCCUGUACAGAUGUGCAGCCGGUGGUCUACGAGGAGGCAAAACACUGGUGCUCCAUAGAGUACUAUGAGCUGAACAACCUCCUCCUCUCAUCCCUCUCUCCUCUCCUCUCAUCCCUGUGUCCUCUCCUCCCUUUGUCCUAGAUGUUCAGCCGGUGGCCUACGAGGAACCUAAACACUGGUGCUCCAUAGUGUACUACGAGUUGAACAACCGGGUGGGAGAGGCGUUCCAGGCCAACUCUACCAGCGUCCUGGUCGACGGCUUCACCGACCCGUCCAACAACCGCAACCGCUUCUGCCUGGGCCUCCUCUCCAACGUCAACCGCAACUCAACCAUAGAGAACACCCGGCGACACAUUGGCAAAGGUAAAAAUGGCCAUGGAUGGGAACACUCUUAUAUUGCCUUAUAUUUUCCCAAAUAUAAGGCCCUGGACACACUGUCCACAGGACUGGUUCAAUUGUUAGUGUCAAUGUGUUAUGGGCUAUGGACUGUGGCUAAACAGGAGUAGUGCAGUCCAAUCAUAAAUAAUUGUGUCAGCAUUUUAAUGGAUCAAUUAAGAAUCCAAGUAAGUUCUACUCUACUGUACUCUACACUACUACAUUCUAGUCCCAUGUAACCCUCUCUUCCCCUCUCCCCAGGAGUCCACCUGUACUACUCUACUCUACUCCAUUCUAGUCCCUUGUAACCCUCUCUUCCCCUCUCCCCAGGAGUCCACCUGUACUACUCUACUCUACUCCAUUCUAGUCUCAUGUAACCCUCUCUUCCCCUCUCCCCAGGAGUCCACCUGUACUACUGUACUGUACUCUACUCCAUUCUAGUCCCAUGUAACCCUCUCUUCCCCUCUCCCCAGGAGUCCACCUGUACUACUGUACUCUACUGUACUCCAUUCUACUCCCAUGUAACCCUCUCUUCCCCUCUCCCCAGGAGUCCACCUGUACUAUGUGGGUGGUGAAGUGUACGCUGAAUGUCUGAGUGACAGCAGCAUCUUCGUCCAGAGUCGUAACUGUAACUACCACCACGGCUUCCACCCCACCACCGUCUGUAAGAUCCCCAGCGGCUGCAGCCUCAAGAUCUUCAACAACCAGGAGUUUGCUGAGCUGCUGGCACAGUCCGUCAACCACGGGUUUGAGGCUGUCUACGAGCUGACCAAGAUGUGCACCAUCCGCAUGAGCUUCGUCAAGGUAACCGUCAUAGACAUACAUCCCAUAAUAUAGAGAAUAUAAUGUUAAAUGGUUCAGUGUGAAGGAGGUGAGGUCAGGGGCUAAUCUUAUGCUUUGAGAUGAAGACGAGAGGAUUCAAAGAAUCAAGGAAAUAAGAUAGAGAAAGAGCCAUGUUGAUGAUACCUGUCCCUAAAGAGAAUAGCUCUCUUCCUCUUGCUCUCCCAGGGCUGGGGUGCAGAGUACCACCGUCAGGACGUGACCAGCACCCCCUGCUGGAUUGAGAUCCACCUGCACGGCCCUCUGCAGUGGCUGGACAAAGUGCUCACUCAGAUGGGCUCCCCCCACAACCCCAUCUCCUCCGUGUCCUAG
Messenger RNA from Coregonus sp. 'balchen', 20130 nucleotides. The record is from the annotation of a GenBank genome assembly. Lineage: Eukaryota; Metazoa; Chordata; Actinopteri; Salmoniformes; Salmonidae.